AUGUUGUUUAAUAUUAGGGUAGAAUCAAAAGGGCUCGCCACGGACAAAAAUAUUAAAAAUUUGGAUGCCCUGCAAAAAAGGUUCAUGCAGUCGUUGUCAUAUACUGCAGCUAUCACCAGCGUGACUCUCGGUGAUCUUAUGGGAUCAAAUGAAUGCAAGUCACUGCUGUAUAGGACUGAGGAUUGCUGCGCUAUACAUAUGCUUAAGGACAUCUCAAAAAAUAAAUUUAAAGUCGCUUCCGAGUCACACAUCGCCAAACUGCGCUCUGAGUGCCCUGAUAUCGCUCGAUUGCAGCGGCAUUUGGACAUAGCGUCAAGAAAAGCGUUGGCUCAGUCGACACGUGUAUGCAAGUCACGUGAUGCGCACUCGCGAUUCACGCCACCACGAAACAUGUAA
Babesia sp. Xinjiang is the source of this 396-nucleotide messenger RNA. RefSeq lists its product as uncharacterized. Bases 1 to 396 code for a protein of 131 amino acids. The record is from RefSeq and is a predicted model, not a curated record. The transcript has a single exon. NCBI's taxonomy places the organism in Eukaryota, Apicomplexa, Aconoidasida, Piroplasmida, Babesiidae.